UCGUAAAAGUGAAGCUCUUAUCUCUCUUCCUCUAAUGGCUUCAUCAUCAAACGGAGAAAACCGUCGGUUCUUCAUCUCUUUACUUUGACCUAAACUAUAUGACUAUAAUUUCAUCACUUGAUUGAUGUUGGCGGAUGUAAAUGUUUCAAAAUUAGUUGUUUCCCCUGUUUGGUAACGAGUAUGGCGGGAAAUUGGAAGAAUCGAACAGAUAAAGGAGGAGUUGUCGGAAGGAAGGAGAAGAAGAUAGAGGAGCCACUCAGCCGUUGUGUUCGUCCUCACGAUGAAUUGUUUAGCUCUGAUUACAUUUUGAAGAAAGUUUUCCGUAAAGACGGUCCUCCUCUUGGUGUGGAAUUUGAUUCUCCUUCGUCUUCUGCUUUCGAGCUUCGAGAGAAAGUGGUGUUAGAAAGUGAUUUUCAAGCUUGUCAUGGAAGUCAAAUAGCAGUUGUUGAGAGUGGAGCUUCCGGAUGCUCUCAACGUUCUUGUGACAAUACUGACAGAUCAUUCAAUAGGCGAAAGGUUGGCAAUCCAAAUAUUUCACGUGGCCAAGUAUGUGAUAACAUUGACAUGCCAAUUAAGAAACAUGGGAUUGGGAAAGGGUUAAUGGCAGUUUGGAAGGCAGUGAAUCCUGACGGAGGCGAUUUUCCUGGUCUUUUUAGCCUCAAUAAAUCUGAGUUCAAUGUUGGUAAACAAAUGUCAACUUCUGUUUGCCAAAAGAAAAACAUUCAUGAGAAGAAUUUACAGAAGCAGAAACCUGCAAAGAGAAAACGAGGAAAGGGAACUGCACUGAAAAAUAAGAGGAAGGAUCCAAUUAGUCGUACAAAGGCUCAAGAUAACAAAACCGAAAAGUCUAAGGCACCAAGGAAACAAAAAUGUGGACUUUCUUUGGAAGGACUGAGAUGUGAUUAUGAUCAAGGACAAUGCCCAAUGCUAGUGGAGGAUGAGGAGCUAGAGUUGAGAGAAUUACAAGCCGGACCUAAUCCACUAACAUGCAGGGCUCAUUUUAGUACAAAUGGAAUGCAUGGUUGUUCCCUUUGUAAAGAUAGAUUAGCUAAGUUCCCACCCAGUUCUGUCAUGAUGAGGCCACCAUUUCUUGUUCAACCAUGGGUUUCUUCCCCAGAGCUUGUGAAGAAGUUGUUUAAGGUUCUUCAUUUUCUUUAUACUUAUGCUGUGAUGAUUGAUACCUCUUCCUUUACACUAGAUGAGCUUGCUCAAGCUCUGGUAGACAAAGACUCAAUAUUACUUGGGAAGAUUCAUGUGUCCCUUCUCAAAUUCCUCCUCUCUGAUGUAGAGAUUGAUAUUAGCAGAAAGUUUCCCGCACAUGCGAGCAAAAAUUGCAACUUUAUGAAGUUGCUUCACUGGGCUGAACAUCGAGAGUCUAUAUUACACUUUUGGAAGAAAUCCUUAAAUUCCCUGACAUGGAUAGAGAUUCUGCAGCAAGUGUUUGUUGCAGCUGGUUUCGGUUCCAAACGUGGGCCAAUAUGCAUGGAUGCUGUUAACAAGGAAGACUAUGUCAUGUUUCAACAUGGCUUAAGUCCAGGUACUCUCAAAGGUGAAUUGUUUGAUAUUUUGUCUAAACAAGGAAAUAAUGGGACAAAAGUUUAUGACUUGGCGAGGAAUCCCAGGAUUGUUGACCUGAAUCUUGCUGCAACAAUUGAUGAACUGGAGAAUCUGAUUAGUGUCAUGCUUUCAAGUGACAUUUCUUUAUUUGAGAAGAUAUCAUAUGCUGCAUAUCGUUUACGUAAUACUUCCGUUGGGAAGGACGAUGAGAGUGAUCAGCUAUACAUGGAGGACUUUGGUUGUGUUGAUGAUGAGACAUGCAGCAGUAGUGAUGACUCUGAUCAUGAGUCAGAAGCGUCAGGUGCAAGAGCACUUGUGAGAAAGGGCAUGUUUGAAAGCAGAAAACAAUUGUCUAAGGUAUCUAUAGAAAUUGAUGAGAGUCAUCCAGGAGAAAUAUGGUUAUUAGGACUGAUGGAAGGGGAGUAUUCAGAUCUAAGUAUUGAAGAGAAACUGAGUACCUUGGUUUCAUUAAUUGAUCUUGUUAGUGCAGGAUCAAGCAUCAGAAAAGAGGGUUCAGUCAUGUAUGCUGCAAAAUCUGCUUCUAGAGUUGCUUCAUAUGGAUCAGGAGCAAAGAUAAAAAGAUCAUCUAGACAUGAUAAUAAUCCUAUGUUUGGUAGCCAAAACAGUGCAUUUCCUGUUAUAAGAGGAGAUCAUACAGAACUAGGGGUUCUCCCUAUCGAUUCUUCUGUGGACUCCGUACGAACUUGUAGUGAAACACAAAAUCUUGUAGAGUUGCAUCCCAUGCAGUCUAUCUUUCUCGGAUCUGACCGUAGGUACAAUAGAUACUGGCUUUUCCUGGGACCUUGUAGUACAAUUGAUCCAGGUCACAAGAGAAUUUACUUUGAAUCUUCUGAUGAUGGUCACUGGGAGGUGAUUAAUACGGAAGAGGCUUUGUGCAUGUUUUUGUCAACCCUGGACUGCAGAGGUGUCCGAGAAGCUCAUCUUCUCUCAUCACUGAGAAAAAGAGAAGCAUUUCUCUACCAGAAAAUGUAUAGUACAAUAAAUGAUACCGGAAACAGGCUGCUGUUACAAUCUGAUCAAUCUGACUUGACCAUGUCAAGAGAAGACAGUUCUUCUAUGAUCUCCGAUGCAGAUAAUAAUAUUAGUUUGAGCGAAACAAUGAAUGAUUUGGCUGCUCCAUCUGGUUCCAGAUUCCUUGGAACUGGGUACAAAGAACGUCAAAAGCCAAAUUUGUGUCAAUCUCAAGCUUUUGAUUCAUGGAUAUGGAGUACCUUUUACUGUGAUCUUAAUGCAGUAAAGUAUGGUUGCAGAUCUUUUCUUGAUUCACUCACUCAUUGUGUCUGUUGCCAUGAUCUUUAUUGGAGAGAUGAGAAGCACUGCAAAACUUGUCAUAUUACGUUUGAGCUUGACUUUGAUCUGGAAGAAAAAUAUGUCGUACAUGCAGCCACAUGUAGAGAGAAAGAAGAUACUUGUAUGUUCCCUAAGCACAAAGUUCUUUCACCAACGCUCCAAGCACUAAAGGCUGCGGCUUAUGCAAUUGAGUCUGUUAUGCCUGAAGGUGCAUUGGUUGGUGCAUGGACUAAAUCAGGGCAUAAGCUUUGGAUCAAAAGAUUAAGACGAACUUCAACCUUAACAGAGUUUCUUCAGGUUCUUGCUGAUUUUGUGGAUGCCAUAAAUGAGGAAUGGCCCAACCAAUGCAAUGUGGAGGACAUGCCUUCAAACAUGACACUGGAAGAGAUAAUUGCAUGUUUUAAGACUUUAUCUUGCACUACUUCAGCAAUUGCACUUUGGUUGGUAAAGUUGGACACUUUCAUUGCUCCAAAACUUAAAAGUGUGUAUUCCGAAAGAAAAACAAGACUUAGUUGCAAAUCGGGAAGGAGUGCCCGUGCCCACAACUCAUGACCGUUCCUGAGGAAAUGGAACUAGUCCAAGCCAAGUUGCUGCACUUUUGAAUUAGAUGUAUGAUUCUCAGGCCUCACAACUACAAAUGAACAUGGAGACUGAUGUUAAGUGGCAAAGGUUAGUUAAAACCUCUAAAAUAGCAUAUUUGAUUAUUCGGGAUGGUAUAAAAUACAAGGCGAAUGAGAUACACGAGGAUGAAGUCUCUGAUCAUAGUUGUUAUUAUCGUUCCAUUUUUUUAGCUUAUAUGCAGUAUUAUUAAUUAGUUCGAUAUCUUGAUCUUGACUAAGAAUGUACUGUAAAUAAUAACAUUAAGGGGUAAGUUCCGUUUUUGUUACAAGUAUAUGAGAAUUAUACCUCAGUACUAUAUACUCUAUUUGGCUAGUUAUUAUUAUUAUCUUUUGUGGCAGACGAUAGAUCAAUUGAUGAU
Molecule: messenger RNA, 3847 nt
Organism: Impatiens glandulifera
Lineage: Eukaryota; Viridiplantae; Streptophyta; Magnoliopsida; Ericales; Balsaminaceae
Product: homeobox-DDT domain protein RLT3
Exons: 15
Coding region: 181-3420 (1079 amino acids)
Biological process (GO): regulation of transcription by RNA polymerase II
Cellular component (GO): nucleus; transcription regulator complex
Molecular function (GO): RNA polymerase II cis-regulatory region sequence-specific DNA binding; DNA-binding transcription factor activity, RNA polymerase II-specific
Source: RefSeq, a predicted model, not a curated record